Molecule: messenger RNA, 297 nt
Organism: Eruca vesicaria subsp. sativa (arugula)
Lineage: Eukaryota; Viridiplantae; Streptophyta; Magnoliopsida; Brassicales; Brassicaceae
Source: the annotation of a GenBank genome assembly
AUGCCGAGAUACAGUUCCUUAAUCGUGUUGUUCUAUAUAUUUCUUUUAUCUUUUUCUCCUCAAACGACCUUUGUCAAUGCAUCAAGACCAUUAAAGGAAUCCAAUAAGUCAGGGCACACGAGCUUGAAUACAUUUUACACAAGCGGUAGCGAACAAGGAAAACUUCACGGUGGAGCAAUGAAUGAUUGUCUGCCAAAGGGAUUUCGCUUCAACUCUGCUCCUAGCCGCUACAUAAACAACCAUGCUUUAGGUUCAACACUUUGUUCUACAUCAGAUAAAGCCAUUCCCAAGCCAUGA